AUGUACGACUCCCAUAUCCUUCCCACACCGACGUCCAUUAGACUCUUGGAUAUCAUCGAAUCCCGAGACGAUGUAAUUCGAUGCUCCAUGAGCGUGGUUGAUCUGAACGACGAGGAUCUCGAGUUUGCCGCCAUCUCAUACACUUGGGGCGAUCCCAUCACGAUUCAUGAGGACCCGAUGCCAGAUAUAACCGGCCUUACACUGAAAGAACAUGCAGACCAGCUACCUUUUAGCUACUUCACUUCUCCAAUGGGACCAAAUGGCGAGUCGAUAUGCCUGGUCGAUAGGGCAAAACUUGAUUUCUACGCCAAAUACAACUACAUCCCACGUGAGGAGUUGCGUUGGAAGAAUCGCUCGUCGAGAGAGGUCGAAAUUGGUGGGAGUCGGGUCCCCAUCGAGGAGAACCUGUUCCUUUGUUUUGAAGCGCUGUUGAACCUUCGAAAACAACUUGAUGAAGCUUCAGGCGGCGACAACGACCAGGAUUCUGACAAGAAGUGGCCUCCUGUCUGGGCGGAUGCCCUUUGUAUCAACCAAGCCGACUUGGCAGAACGCGCCUCCCAAGUCAAGCUCAUGGGCCAGCUAUACAGAACAGCGCGCUCGGUGUAUGCCUGGGUAGGCAAACUCGACCGGCUUUCACACCGGGCGUUGUUGGCGAUGGGUACAAUUCUAGAUUUCGACGCGACCCGCUCCCGUGCACGAGACUCGUCCUAUCCCGAGCAGGAAGAGGUCACGCUCUCUUCAGUUCCGGGAAUGACUGUGAUGGACUGGUUUGCCCUUUUCGCCCUCUUCCAGCGAUUGUGGUUCCGCAGGGCUUGGGUCGCUCAAGAGGUGGUUUUUGCGCGCAACAUACGCAUGAUAUGCGGCCCAACAGUUUUUGACAUGAGUUUUGUGUUGGCAGUCAUUGCAUUCCUUGAGGAAACUGGACUUGACUAUGAGUUGUGCCAGCUUGGCCGUAACUUUCUCACCGAUCGAGCCACGUCUGAUCAGACUCAGCAUUGGGAGAAGCUGGUUUCGUUCUCGUCCCAAUCACCGAACGCAAUGAAGGAGCUACAAGUCAAUCCACGCGACGCAUUAUCAUUCAUCCUGGGGUGUCACCGUACCCGUGCACGCCUUGGGCUCUGCAACGCGGGCAUGCCCAUGGUUUAUCUACGAGAUGGCGAAGAGCAGAGUCAUCAGUCAUCAAUGAGCAAUCGGUGGCACGUUGAGCUCCCUGAGACCAUCAACCUCGCUGAUCACGAUGUUAUACGCGAGUAUAUCGACGAGUUAAAGGUAUAUGGAUUCAGAUUCGAACGUCGACCAUUACACUUGCUGUCUGUUCUCUCUCACUUCCGCGAUCUUGAGGCCACCGACCCACGAGACAAGAUCUUUGCCUUUCUGAACCUUGCCGAGGAUGACCUUGGAUUGGUACCAAACUACUCUGCCGAGGUACGAGACGUCUUUAUCCAGGCAGCCAGGGCCAUGAUCAACAAGCGCAUGGGAUCUAUACUCGCUGUUCUAUCCCACCUGCAAGACUCGUCAGACACCAGGAUACAAGGCCUUCCCAGCUGGGUGCCCGACUUUAGUGCCAGGCUGGGCCGGAUCCCAUUCGACCAGGGUGGACAUGAUGACCGCUUCUGUGCCGGGACAAGUUCGGAAAUAGAUAUCGAAGAUUUUGGUUUCCGUUUCAACCCUAAUGACACUCUCGCCAUCAAGGCCAUCAAAGUGGACCAAGUCGCGGUGUCAACACAACUAGGCGACGACGCCGUCAUCCAGGCUUUACGGCUGGCACUUCGUGGCCCACCACGUUACCCUAUCAAACCAAGGGCGUGGUUCAUGAACGGUGACCUUCAUAUACGCCCGUCGCGAGCAGUAACCCGGGUAGAAGCUCUGUGGCGUACGCUUGUCAUUGACAAUCUGACGGAGAUGGAAGAAGACUAUGGUAGUCUAGAGUCAAGAGACAACCUCGGGAUAGGUUUCAGCAACUGGAUCUUGACGGACAUCCUCGAGGCCCGCGAUCUGCUCGUAGAAUGGGUUAAGCUUGAGCAAGAUCAGUGGACACGGAUACUCAUCGAGAAAUCGUUUUGCACUCGCCUGGCUCUCUGGUCGGCCAUGUAUGACGGAAAACAACUACCCGACGAACUGGAGAUUCCCGAUCUUGAAAAGGUCCUGGAAGAUCUAACAGGAAAAAUUGAACGAGAAUUUAAACAGCCAGCUGAGCAUGAGGAAGAAGAUGACGAUGGUCCCCUAUCCCAGCGAGAGUUCCUCCCCACCGCAACACAUAUUCGCGAGUGCUUCCACGCUCAAGUGGACGAGGCCCAAGGAGACAAAGACCCUCUUCGCGGAAGAUACAAGAGACCCUCAAUGCAACGACUCACACCCCUGGAGAGGAGGAAACUUCGCAACUUUGAGAAAAACAUGCGCAGUGCUACCGAGGGGCGGAAUCUGUUCAUGACAGAAUCGGGGUUAUUCGGACUGGGCCCCAAAUCUCUUGGACAAGAUGCCAGUAGCAAGGAUGAAGUAUGGAUCCUGAUGGGGGCAAGGGUGCCUUUUAUUCUGCACCACGUGGAGGGUUGCAAGUAUCGGGUCGUGGGCGAGGCAUAUGUACACGGCAUAAUGUACGGAGAGGGCUACGACUACUAUACAGAGUGGUACGACUGGGAGUAUGGAUACAGUCGCACCGAUGUGGAAGACAUACGCUUGGUCUAA
Molecule: messenger RNA, 2685 nt
Organism: Fusarium keratoplasticum
Lineage: Eukaryota; Fungi; Ascomycota; Sordariomycetes; Hypocreales; Nectriaceae
Product: HET domain-containing protein
Exons: 1
Coding region: 1-2685 (894 amino acids)
Source: RefSeq, a predicted model, not a curated record